AUGGCAACAACUUCAGACGAUUUACUUAACCAUAUGAAGGAAUAUCACAAGAGUUUUCAAACUGUGUUGAAUUAUGGUUUGAAAUCAAGAGAGCUUCGUUACAAAGAAGAUGCGAUAAAAACGGUUCACAAGUUACGACUGGAAUCAUGUAUCGACGAAGUACGUGUUCUCUCUAUUGGAUCCGGAAAAGGUGACGUUGAUCUUCAUUUCAUUAAUGCCUUGGUGUACAAAUAUACAGCAAUACAUUAUACCGUGGUAGAACCAGCAACUGGUCCAUUAGAUGAAUUUAAGAGACUAAUCGAAUCCAAUCAAGAAAGGUGGAGAGGAGUAAAAUUUAGUUUCCAUGUACAAGGAAUAAACGAGUAUCUUGAAGGAGGUGGUACAUCUGACAAAUAUGACGUCAUACUUGCCUGUCAUUCAUUUUAUUGUUUUCGUAAUGCCGGAAAUACACUGCGUUAUUUAUACGACAUGCUUUCUAAGGAUGGAAUGCUUCUCAUAAGGGUUGACACAGAUGGAGGAUGGUUGAAGUAUCUUAAUUACAGAAACAAGUUCCAAUUGUCCAGGAAGCACAUAUCAGGAGUAGAAGCUAAAAAACUAACUUAUCUCCAGUUUCCGCAUGGCUCCAUUGAGAUAUUACGUAACACAAAUGUUGUCACUGUUACUAAGUGCUUCGAUAAAGAUUCAAAGAAUGGGAAUAGAAUGCUUGAUUUCUUUACCGAAGUUUUCAAUUUUAGGAAUGCACGGCCACCAGACGAAGUAGAGGAGUGCUUGAGAUAUUUCAGGGAUGAAUGUUGUUAUGUAAAAGCAGACGAAAUAUUGAUUGAUGUGGUUGAAGAAGACAUCAUAAUUUGGAAGAAUGGACACACUUAG
This is a messenger RNA of Saccoglossus kowalevskii, 870 nucleotides long. RefSeq names its product histamine N-methyltransferase-like. The record is from RefSeq and is a predicted model, not a curated record. NCBI's taxonomy places the organism in Eukaryota, Metazoa, Hemichordata, Enteropneusta, Harrimaniidae.